AUGGCAGACACUGGGAUGGAGAUCUUCAUCAGGAAUAUUCCAGAGUCCGUCUCCGUCAACCACCUCACACUUGAACUCGCAACCAUCCUGCAUGGGCCUCUCUUCCACGGCCUCGCGGCUCCUAGGUUCAAUUUCGAGAUACGCUUCAUACAACCGCGAAAGAAGGGACCCUGUCGCAUCGGCACUCUCACUCUACCGUCGUUGGAAGUCGGACACCGCUUCCUCGAAGUAUACGGUCAGCUUCCACGCCGACAGUUGGUUGUCAACAACAACCGAAUACUCUUCUCCCUGAGCAACAAGCCCGCUCGCCCAGAGGUCGUCGAUCGGAUUCGCCGAAUACCAUAUGAGGAUCCCCGAGCGGCCUACGACCGGGAACAGCGGAACACAGAACUCCAGGCGCUUGAAGUCCACAUCGACGUCAUCCAGUUCGGCUGGUUCUGCGUUGAUCACGUUUACUCGGUCGAGUGGGAGCGACCAUGCCGGGCGUCCUUGGAGUUCGAUGCAGAUCGCAGGGAGUUUCGCAUCAAGGAGAGCGCAACAGAGCUGUUUGGGAGCUCACGCAUCAUAGCCAUCCGGGCCAACCAGACGUAUUGGGUGUCGGCAGGUGUACACCAGCCAUCGGGCCGCCCGGUCAUCAUGUUCAGCCUCAUGCAUCCUCCGACUUUCGAAUCAGAAUCUGCGGUCAAUGCCAUCGUCUCCAUCCUGGGGGGUGGCCAGCCCCCGAAGCGACAGCGUCUCACCGCCUUCGACGCAGAUCAUGAAGACAUAGCUCCAUACACCUCCUCUGCCAUCCGUCUUCAGUGCGAGUCCGUCGAAGACCUCAAGAACUUUUGUACUUUCGCGAAAGCUGCCCAUGCCCAGGUCGUAGACUCCCCGUACCCUAUUGAGCGGCGGAACCUGUUCUCGCAAGAACUUCGCGAUCAGUACCGCACGUGGGUGCUGCCUUGGCUCGUGGCUUUUCAGGUCGAGGCUCUUCUGCGGUCAUGGCUCGUUAGUCUCGCAGAUCUCAUGGCGCUCCGCCCGUCGAUCGACAGACUUCUUCGGCGCAAGGGUCCAGAGGAAGGACCGGAGUACAUGGCCGCUCUUCUUCAAGACUUCAAGGGUCGCGCGAAAGCGCUGUAUUGGUAUGGCGAAGAUCGAGAUGCCUCUACAAAUAUUCCUCAACGCGGUUCUUCGAACGAAGUCACCUCCAUCCCCGAUCUUUUCAGGCGCGUCUCCUCUACAUUCGUUCACAGGCCGUUGCAAAACCCGACGGCCGUCGAGGAUCCUACAGCGCCCUUCCAAUGCCUCCGAGUGAUCAUUACUCCUACUACCAUGAUCCUCGACGGCCCCUUUCCAGAGCGUUCCAAUCGCAUUAUCCGAACCUACACCAAAAACCAAGACAGCUUUCUUCGCGUUAGUUUUCAAGACGAAAACCGACUUCAAUUCCGUUUCGACAGAGAAGUGGACGGCCCCGCCUUCAUCAAUCGUCGUAUUAAACGUGUCUUGCUCGAUGGUCUGAACAUUGUCGGCCGGUUUCCAUUCCGCUUCUUGGCAUAUUCUCAAUCAUCUCUGAAGGAGCACGCGGUGUGGUUUGUGAAACCUUUCCGUCACAGGACACCCACCGGACAAACCAUCAUAGUCGAUGCCGAAACGAUCAUCGCAAGCAUAGGCAACUUCCGCGACCUACCCUUCGACCCCAACCUCAUAAGAUGCCCUGCUCGCUACGCUGCUCGGAUCUCUCAGGCCUUCACCGCUACAGAUGCGUCCGUCGAAGUUCCCGUCACUCAGGUCACGCGUGGUCCUGACGUCAAAGAUGCGACCAAUCAAUAUACCUUCACAGACGGUGUCGGUACCAUCUCCCCAGAGCUGGCAAAAGCUAUCUGGGCAACACUGCAAGGAAGACGACGACGUGGACGCAAGGAUCGGACUUAUCCCCGAGCCUACCAGGUUCGCUUCCAGGGUUCCAAAGGGAUGUUGAGCGUAGACUACACGCAGCAGGGAAUGUCCAUCCUCUUGCGCCCCUCGAUGAUCAAAUUCGAAGCUCCCCCGGGGUCCGGGAUCAUUGAAAUCGCACGCGCGUUCGACAAGCCCGGACCAUAUAUCCUCAAUCGCCCACUCAUCACGUUGCUCGAGGGCCUAGGAGUCCCAUACACCGUUUUCGAGAGCUUACAGGAUGACGCCGAGGCCAGUGCCAAAGGUUCCAUCGAGUCUCUCGAACGAUCCGCGCGGCUGCUGGAGUCACACGGGUUAGGCACCUCGUUUCGCCUGGUGUCGACUAUGGUCAACCUACACAAGCUCGGAGUCCAGCCUCCCCACGACGACUUUUGGAGACAAAUGAUGGAUUUUGCGAUCAAUCACGUCCUCCGAGAACUGAAGCAUCACGCGCGUAUCCCAGUCCCAGGUUCUGACUGUUGGACCCUUGUUGGGGUGGCUGACGUCUACGGAUACCUCCGAGAGGGAGAAGUCUUUGCCUGCGUUGAUUCCCCACACGAGUCGGGCCUCAUCUACCUUUCUGGAGACAUCCUCGUCUCCCGCUCCCCGACUAUCCACCCCGGUGACGUCCAAGUUGUCCGCGCAAUAGGUCGUCCGCCUCCAAAUUCGCCGUUCGCAAGGGAACCGCUUAGGAACACUGUGGUCUUUUCUAUACGAGGAGGUGGUGAUCUCGACGGGGACGUGUACAAUGUGACUACAAGACACGACCUCCUGCCACAGAGUAGCUAUCCCCCUGCGACCUAUGCACCGGCGGACAAGAAAUAUGUUGACCAUGACAGCACCAUGGAGGACGUUGCCGAGUUCGUGGCGGAAUAUAUCAGCAGCGACACUCUCGGAAUUAUAGCCAUCACAUGGCUCAUCAUCGCGGAUCAAAGUUCGGAAGGAAUCUUCGACAAGGACUGUCUCACACUCUCCGAGCUCCAUAGUGACGCGGUCGAUUAUCCUAAGAGCGGACAGCGCGUCCCGUUAGAAAAGAUCCCAAAGCUCAAGUACAAGCAGAAACCUGACUGGAAUGCCCCGGAGACCCUGAGGAAAGAAAACGAAUCCUACUAUCCUAGCAGUCGCGCGAUCGGCAAACUCUUCCGCCGCAUCGAUCUGCCCGCAGUUGCUGUGGUUCAACAUACCCGGCGCGAUCAACGCAGACGCUUGCAGCGUCACGACGAAGUGGAGACAUUUUCUCAGGAAACCCUCCAGAUGGUCUACGAAGACUCCGAUGUCGACGAGGUCGAGGUCGCCGUCCGGCAACGCGUGGACGAGUUCAUUUACACGGAGGAUCGUGACGAUGCAGCGGUCGAGGACAUCUGGAAACUCUACGUCUCCUUCACGUCCCAGCUACGGACGAUCUGCGCGGACCACACGCUUUCCAAUGAUCGCUCGAGGAUGCUGACCGAGGAGGAGGCUGCCGUUGGAACUAUCGUGGCGAAGUCUCAACGGGACUUGUUCUCCGCUGCGGUCGAGUCAGACUACGAAGCGUGGACCAAGACUCUACCGUGGAAAGUCGUGUUUCACAUCGAAGCCAUCCUUCGCCAAUGGCUCGCGAACAUGGUGGAAUUGCUUUCACUCCGUCGUUCCAUCGACCAAAUCUUGCGCCAACAUGGUCGAGAUUAUACCGCAGCCCUCCUCCGUAGUUUCGUCCCCAAAUUGACGACCCUCUUCAACUACGGCGGCGAGCCUAGCAAUCCGGACACCGGGUCUCGACGACGGGGACCUCAAGCAGACAACGUCGUAUUCAAACUUUUCGCCGAACAUCACGCAACUUUCGUCCACGGCUCCCUCGACUCGAUCUUAGAGGUCGAUGAUCCCUUCGCCCCUUUCAACUGCCUCCGCAUGACCAUCACUCCUACCACGACCCAUCUAUCUGGCCCAUUUCCUGAGCAAUCCAAUCGCGUAAUGCGAACCUACAGGCGCAACCAAGACAGCUUCGUACGCGUCAGCUUCAGAGACGAAGAUCGUCUUCAAUAUCGCUUCAACUCGGACGUCGACGGAAGCGAACUCAUCGACCGGCGGGUAAGAGAUAUCAUGGUCGAUGGCUUCGAGGUCGCCGGAGCCCAUUUCGAGUUCCUCGCCUACUCUCAAUCCGCUUUGAAGGAACACGCUGUCUGGUUCGUCAAGACUUUCAAGCAUGUCGAUGCUUCUGGUCGUGUUCACUUCGUGAAUGCGGACACCAUCAUUGCUAGUCUAGGCAAUUUCCGAAACCUGUCUUUCGACCCUCACCUCAUGCGGUGCCCUGCUCGCUAUGCAGCUCGUAUCUCUCAAGCCUUCACGGCUACGGACGCGGCAAUGUCCAUCGGCGUCGGGCAAACCAUGGUGGCGAGAGACAUCAAGGACCCUACCGGAGAGUACACCUUCACAGAUGGCGUCGGCAACAUGUCACCGAGGCUGGCCGACGAGAUCUGGGCGCAGCUGCAGAUGCGCCGUCGGCAAGGACGUAGAGGAAAAUUGCCUCCACGAGCGUACCAGAUUCGCUUCCAGGGAUCCAAAGGGAUGCUCAGUGUCGACUACAGACUACCUGACAGAGCCAUUGUCAUUCGCCCUUCGAUGAUCAAGUUCGAGGACAACCUCUCUCUGGACAUCGAGAUCGCGAGGGCGUUCGACAAGCCGACUCGCUUCUACCUCAACAGGCCGCUCAUCAUGCUCCUAGAAGGAGUCGGGGUUCCGUACGAGGUGUUUCGCGACUUACAAGACGACGCCGUCCGAGAAGCGCAGAGGGCAACUAUAUCGCUCCAAGCGUCGGCCAAGCUCCUUGAGGCACAUGGCCUCGGAACAGCUUUUCGUCUAACUUCGACCAUGCUCAGCCUUCACAAGCUCGGCUUGCAGCCUCCGAAGGACGACAUCUUUUGGAGACACAUGAUGGACUUCGCAAUUAACCACGUCCUGCGGGAACUCAAACAUCAAGCGAGGAUCCCCGUUCCUGGAGAUGACAGCUGGGCACUGGUCGGGGUCGCGGACGUACAUCAUUACCUGCACGAAGGCCAAGUGGUCCCGGCCGUUACCUUCGGCCUCGGGGGAGGUGAUUUGGAUGGAGAUCUGUAUCUGGUCACUUCGCGGGCGGAGCUGCUACCGCAGGAGUCAGAGGUUUGGUCCGCGGCCGCAUACAAGGCCGCCCCACGGAAGAUGCUUCCCUACGAGAGCACGAUGGUCGAUGUAGCCGACUUCGUCGCCGAGUACAUCAUCAGCGACACGGUGGGGAUCAUCGCUACCAACUGGCUAUCGUUCGCAGACCAGGAGCCGGACGGGAUCGAGAGCACAGAAUGUCUCGCGUUGGCGGAGCUGCACAGUCUCGCUGUGGACUACCCGAAAUCCGGCCAACCUGUGCCGACGAGUCGCAUCCCUCAACCCCCUAGGGAUUUCAAGCCUGACUGGAGUGCCCCGGAGACAAGUGGCGCAACAGGCCCGAGAUACUACGAGAGCGACAAGGCGAUUGGCAAGCUUUUCCGCAGAAUCGAUCUGCCCGCUUUGCGCACCGUAAGGACCGCUGUGAACUACCAACAGAGGCAUAUGGGUCAUGGAACAGACGAACAGCGGAUACGCGUCCUGGGAGAGUAUCAGAACUAUCGAUCGCCGGGCACCGCGCUCUGGAAGGCUGUUCAAGGCAAAGUGUCACAGCUCAUCAAUCCACACCAUUGCCACUACGACGAAGUCUUUGCGCUGUGGGAGCUCUACCGUAGCUACGUCACUGCUCUGCACAACAUCUGCAUGGAGAACACGCUCUCGCUCGCCUCCGACGCUAUGCUGGCCGAGGAGGAAGUAAUGAUUGGAACGAUCGUCGCGCAAACCGCGGUGCGAAAAAGAAGAAAGGAUCUUAUGUCGCAUAUACGGGAACAGACCUCCAACAUUGUCGCGAGCAUCCGGGGCGAGAUCGAAGGAAGGAGUGACCUCACAGCAGAACAGAGUCUGCAGCGGGCCUGGUGCGCGUACCGGCUAGCCACGAUGGAAGGUGACGUGUUCGGGGCGCGGAGCUUCAGCUGGAUCGCUUUGAACUGUGUUUUCGAAGCAAUUAAGGAGGCUGAGGGGGAAGUGGGUGCAGUGUAUAGCGGAAUCGUGACGGUCCUGUAG
Epithele typhae is the source of this 6030-nucleotide messenger RNA. RefSeq names its product RNA dependent RNA polymerase-domain-containing protein. The record is from RefSeq and is a predicted model, not a curated record. Gene Ontology annotation, molecular function: RNA-directed RNA polymerase activity. Gene Ontology annotation, biological process: siRNA processing. NCBI's taxonomy places the organism in Eukaryota, Fungi, Basidiomycota, Agaricomycetes, Polyporales, Epitheliaceae. The coding region runs from base 1 to 6030 and encodes 2009 amino acids. The transcript is spliced from 8 exons. Gene Ontology annotation, cellular component: nuclear RNA-directed RNA polymerase complex.